AAUGCUGCAUAGCCAUACCCCUUUCUCAGAUCAUCUACUUUGAGGAACAAGCUGCGGGUAUCGGAAAGAGUGCCAAGAUAGUGGUCCACCUGCACGCUUCCCCGGCCAAUAAGGAGCCAGGACCCUACCAGCAGAGCAAGUUCUCCUACUUCAAACUGUCCUUCAAAGAGCAUGGACAGAUAGAGUUCUUCCGGAGGCUGACCGAGGAGUUGAGCCAGAAGAGAUGGGAGAGUACGCCCAUGUCACAACCCAUCCCUACGGCAACCAACUCAAAGACAGGAAGGACGCGAGCGGUGGGGAUCGUCGGCAUCGAGAGGAAGAUAGAGGAGAGGAGGAAAGAGACAGAGAAAAACAUCUCAGAGGCCUUUGAGGACCUCAGUAAGCUGAUGGUGAAGGCGAAGGAGAUGGUGGAGCUGUCCAGGUCCAUCGCCAACAAAAUCAAAGACAAGCAGGGAGACAUCACAGAGGAUGAGACUAUCCGGUUCAAAUCCUACCUUCUCAGUAUGGGCAUAGCCAACCCCGUUACCAGGGAGACGCACGGCUCAGGUACCCACUACCACCUACAGCUGGCCAAGCAGCUGGGAGACAUUCUGCUGGCACCACUAGAGGAACGUGGUGGAAUGAUGGCUCUGACUGAAGUGUACUGUCUGGUCAACAGAGCUAGGGGAAUGGAG
Messenger RNA from Oncorhynchus nerka (sockeye salmon), 674 nucleotides. Its product is annotated as vacuolar protein-sorting-associated protein 36-like. The transcript is spliced from 8 exons. The annotation marks the transcript as partial. Gene Ontology annotation, cellular component: ESCRT II complex; late endosome membrane. Gene Ontology annotation, molecular function: ubiquitin binding; phosphatidylinositol-3-phosphate binding. The record is from RefSeq and is a predicted model, not a curated record. NCBI's taxonomy places the organism in Eukaryota, Metazoa, Chordata, Actinopteri, Salmoniformes, Salmonidae. Gene Ontology annotation, biological process: protein transport to vacuole involved in ubiquitin-dependent protein catabolic process via the multivesicular body sorting pathway.